Messenger RNA from Prorocentrum cordatum, 993 nucleotides. The record is from the annotation of a GenBank genome assembly. NCBI's taxonomy places the organism in Eukaryota, Dinophyceae, Prorocentrales, Prorocentraceae.
AGCCGUUUUGGCUCAGGCGCGGCGCGGCCUGGCGGGUCUGCGCCAGGGCGGGGCGAUGGACGGUUGCGGGCCGGGUGCAGCGGGCGAUGGGGGCCUCGGGGUCCGCGUGGUGGUCGCGAGCUGCAGCCGCCCCAAGGUGGAGGCUGCGGCGGCGGCCUUCGGGCGCCUGCUGUGGCCCCACCAGGCCUUGCAGCUCGAGGCCGUCGAGGCCCCCUCCGGAGUGUCGGCGCAGCCGAGGGGGCGGCAGGAGGCCUCGGAGGGGGGCUGGUCCAGGCAUUGGCCAUCCUCCGAGAGACGCGCCUUGGCGCGCUGAACCGGCUGAAGGCUGCCCGGUCCACGGCGGCCGGCGCCGCGGCGGAUUUCUGCAUCGCUUUCGAGGGCGGCGUGGAGGCGGACGACACCGGCCGGCUGGUGUGCUUCGCGGUGGUGUGCGCUCAGUACAGGGAUGACGCUUACGUCAGCGAGGUUCACAGCGCCUCGCAUUCGUUGCCACCUGGCCUCCAAGCAAUGAUGGAGCAGGAGGGCCUGGAGCUGGGCGUGGCCACGGACCGUUUCUUCGAGGAACGCAUUGCGGCGGGCUACGGCAAGAACACGGGUGGCACGAUAGGUGCUUUGACGCACGGUAUCAUCGACCGGGUGGAGUUCUAUACUCAGCCUGGCAUGUUGGCGCUGGUGCCGUUCAUGAAUGCGGCGGCGUAUGGUAUAGUCGCCGGGAACCCGCUGGACCGACCAGCCAGGACGUGAGCCUGACGCCGUGACGUUGACGCCGUAAUUAUCGAUGUUUCAGCGAUGAGUGUCGCCAGGGGUGCUCAGGGGAGAGAUGGUGGCAAGUGGAUGCCAAGGUUGGUCAUGUCUGGCCGUAAGAAGCACACGAAUGGGCUACAAGAUGGGUCCGCCCACUUCACAGAGGUAUGUAAGUAAGCGGCGACGGCGGCCCGACGGCAGCGGGUGCGACGGAUCCGAUGACGGCGGCUACGACGGCGGCGGCCCCCC